AUGUCUACCCGUCAAUCGACAAUCACCGUUCUCCUCUUUACUGUCUGCGCCCACGCCCAGAGCGGCGGAUACUCUGGAGGAGGUUAUUCAGGGCAAAACUCGCGCCUUUCUGGAGGCUCGAUAGCAGGGAUCAUUGUAGGUGCAAUUAUCUUCUGCCUCCUACUCUGUCUAUGCUGCAUGACGUCCAUGCGUCGACCCCGAGCUGGGGCUGAGAUUCCUAUCUCCACUAAUCAUCGUCGCUUUGGUGGCGGCGGCAGUAGCGUGGACCUGGGAGUUCAGGAAGCUGGGUAUGCAGGACCGCCUCAGCCGCCGUGGAAUAAUACGCAGGCGGCGAGUGAUGGGUACGGUGGCUAUCAACCUCCAGGGCAACCACCGGCUCCGCCUCCUCCGUAUAGCCGCGAAGGUGGAGAGUUUACUCCUGAGGUGCGCGAAUUCGCUCCGCCCCCAGGACCUCCGCCUCCUGCUCAUACGAAAUUUUGA
Sparassis crispa is the source of this 480-nucleotide messenger RNA. RefSeq lists its product as hypothetical. The transcript has 3 exons. The record is from RefSeq and is a predicted model, not a curated record. Bases 1 to 480 code for a protein of 159 amino acids. Lineage: Eukaryota; Fungi; Basidiomycota; Agaricomycetes; Polyporales; Sparassidaceae.